Molecule: messenger RNA, 9955 nt
Organism: Megalobrama amblycephala (Wuchang bream)
Lineage: Eukaryota; Metazoa; Chordata; Actinopteri; Cypriniformes; Xenocyprididae
Gene: kcna1a
Product: potassium voltage-gated channel, shaker-related subfamily, member 1a
Exons: 2
Coding region: 4353-5831 (492 amino acids)
Biological process (GO): protein homooligomerization; potassium ion transmembrane transport
Cellular component (GO): membrane; dendrite; neuronal cell body
Molecular function (GO): protein binding; delayed rectifier potassium channel activity
Source: RefSeq, a predicted model, not a curated record
UUCAACAUUUCUCUGCCUGGAGUCCAGCUGUUUCUGUGAAUUGCAGCGGUCCAUUUGCUUCUUUUUUCUGUAUGCAGUCUGUAAAAAUAUACCAUUUUGUGUCAAAGCUAUUUGUACAGUCAAUCGCAAAGCUUUUACCCGUUUUGGAUGCGUUUUGUGUGUAUUUCGCGGCAUUCACGCUGAAAACCACUCAGUCUUUUUGCCACUCAGUGGGCGUAACCGCAGUCAGAACGGUCGACUGUGACGUCACGUGCAUACGCUCUAUACUUUGGAGGUUCUUGUUUCUAGAGUUCCAAUUCUAGAGAAUGACUGUAGACUAGUCAAUAUAUGUGCCAUCACAUUAGUUGAAUUCGAAACUAGUGUGCCAAGUUCCUACACUGAAAGAAGGUGCUUUAUGUAAACAGUGAAUUAUUUGUUUACUUGUUCAAGUGGACAGCGCCGCUCAAUCUUAAAAGGACCUAUGUGAUAUAAAGGGUAUCGAUCGCCCCCUUGCGGCUGGGUGAGGAAUCUGUAGAGAGUCAUCUAACAGCCUACCUGUAACCUGUUUGAGAACGCAAAUGUCACAUUCACUGAUGGGUGCAUGUCUCAUUAUCUGUGUCAGCGCCUUGAUGGUACUUCUAUUGCAGGAUGCAGCAGAUGUAUGAAGGCAUUUCUUCUCUGUAAAGAAGAUAGAAGUUCACAUUGCCUUCGUAAACUUGCAAUAUGUGUGCAUUAUAAACUUUUCUGUCCGUGACGGUCCGUCAGAGGAGAGUAAGUGUAUGUAGUCGAAAGGAAUGUAAUACAAUUAAAUUUUUCCAUUUACCUAUUAAUGUACAUAACGCAAAUACAUAUCGUGAAAAUAUUAUAUAGGCCUACACAUAUGCUUUCAGUAUGACGUUAGUGCGUCAUCAAACUUGUUGUCAGACAACAGGUGAAGAGAAACUUUCAAAUUUAGCCAUGAUGAAAUACAAAAUUAAUGAAGGAUAUAAAAAAGUGAAAGUAAAAAUGUUAACUCACAGGCCGCCAAUGAUUUUUGUAAUAUAUUAUAUUUGUAAUCUUGAAUUUAUUAUUUAUAAAUUUAUUUAAGCUUUGUUUAAGCCUUCAUUAUGUCAUUGCCUUGUGAGAUAUUGCUCUUAAAAUAUCUCUGCCUUGUGUAAUAUGUGUGCUUUAAAAAUUCAAGAGUUGCUCUUUGCACAUGUUGCCCUUGCUCAGGAUAAAAUGUAACUGGUCUGACACUAGAUAUAAUUGUUACCUUAACAUUUGUUUUGGUUAUUAACCUGCCAACAUGACAUCAGACCAAGUGAAUGAACUUUUUUUUUUAACAUAUUAAUGAGGUAUGAAUUAACUUAUUUUUGGUAAAUAAAUAUUUUGUCACAUUCAUAAUCAAAAUUUGUUUGAAUCAUUUCUCUCUUUUUUUUCUGUGAUCAAUAGUUAAUAUCUGAGUGAUCAAAAAUAUUAUCCUGUGAAAGAUAUUGUAAAUUUCAUUUUAACCGGUGUUAUUUUGAAUUUGUUUAGCAUUAUAUUCAUACGAACGUGCCGAUGGUGCAAAAAUGGUAGUGUGUUCACUGUAGCAUUGUGUCAUUUUACCUUGCUGUCUAAACUUAAAAGAAAAUAAUAUAUUUUUGUUUAUACAGUUUGACUAGAUUCAGUUUGGUGUCCUUUUUAAAGAAACUUUUCGAAGUGUGCAAUUAUAUUAUGUCUCUAAAAUCAAGAUAAAGUAAUUUGGUCAUAGUCAGCUUAAACAGAGAUGAAAAACUUACAAAACUGCACAAUUACUCCAUCAAUAAUGUAUAACAGGUGGGAUCUAUGACACUUCAGACAGCUCUGAUUAAUGACUACCAAUGCAUUUUAUGUUGACUGAACUAAUCACUGUACCGAAAGUAGGCCUACAUGUAUUGAGGGGAAGUCAUUGAACGGCAAAGUGAGUGGAGGAAAGGGCUGCCCAUUUCUUAUUCAUGAUAUUUAGCAGUUAAGAGCUCACUGGAGCUGCUGUUCUAACAGUGCCUGACAAUGAAAACUGUUGUGCUCGUACUCUGGUUGGCUGAUCAUGAUUUAUCUGAAACCAAUUAGUAGAUCAACUCAGAUCAACUGAUAUACCGUCUACGUUUCACAGGUCAUCUUAUAUAUUUUAGCCUAUAUUUAUUUGAUGUAUCUUUUUAUUAAAGCUUUUCCCUCUAUUAAUUAAGUCACAUAUUGUGUUACAUGUUCCUGAUACUAUGAAAAGAUGCCAUGCACUGAUCAAUCAAUCAUUUCUCUUGUGUUUACAUCGUUUGAUGAUAUUUGUGUGCCACCUACUGGUGAAUCUACAGACGUGAAGGAGUUAUUUGUGUUAAUUUAAUUAAUGAAAGUAUUAUUAAUUCAUCAUCAGAUUAAUAUUGUAAUAAUACUUUCCUUAAUUAAGUUAUAUAUAUAUAUAGGUCAGUUAUGUUUUUUUAAAUACGUUUAAGCUUCUAAAGUUUUAGUGGGGCUUAAAAUAAACAUCUUGGCGGUGUAACAGAGAUUGUAAAAUAACAAAAAUAAAUAAUAAAUAAAUAAAAUGAGUGGAGUUCUUAAAAAUGUUUGAAAAUUUUAAUAAUAUUUCAUUAUUAUUACAACAUCAUAAAUACUAUUUAUUAAAAUAUUAUCGUCUGCUAAAUUCAAGUAAAAUAUCACGUUUUUUCAAGGUAAAUGGAGAAACCUAAAGCAAUAUCUGAGGAAUAUUCAUUGAUCAAAACUGUUUGAAAACUAUAGGCUACUUAGUAGUACAUACAUAUAGUACUUUUAUUUAAUGGCUAAACCAGGUUUUAGAGUAUAUAUAUAUGUGCAUAUAUAUAUAGGCUAUAUUAUUAUUUUUAGAAAAUUGUACAUUUUCCCGAACCCGAAUAUAAUAACUGGCACAUGCCAACUGCAUCUUAAAAUGAUUUCGCUUUUCUGUCACGUCGGAUAUCAUUAGCACAUCAGUGGUUGUAUUCUUAAUAGAUAUUUGUGAAUUAUAGAGAAUGAUUUCGCACUAUUAUAAAUGACCAAAAUGUUAAAACAAGUAACUCACAAAUUCAAACAUUUAAAGAUUUCAAGAAAAAAAAAAAAUCCAGUUAAUUAUUGAGAGAAAAAAUGUGAAAUUUUGGAGGAUGAAAAUGCCUAUAAUUGGCAUAUGCUGGCAAGAGCUCUAACCGAGGUGCUACAAAAAUCGCCGUCCGUCCAAGUACAUACACCCACGUUAUUCUAAAAAUAUUCCAACCCCCGCACGAUCUAGCCUCAAACAACACGCAUGGAGCUGUGCAGCUCCAUAACUCUUUUGGAUGGAAAAAAGUCGCAGUAUUGCACGAAGAAGAGCACUUUAGAGAAGUCGUCUUUUUAUUGUGGUUAUUGGUUAGUGUGGUCAGUUAAAGUAUCUGUGCACAUUAGUGCUCGGCGAAUCAGAUACUGCGCCAGUGUUGGCACAUAAAUGCUCUCGCGCAUUGCGUGGACAAGCACUUGUGGCCACGCGCGGUCUGCAUUGCGUCGAACCCCUCCCCCAUACUGUCCUACCCCCCUCUCCCGCUCCUCGUUCUCCCAUGUGCAAUACAGUGCAACAAUAUGUUGGGCAUGAUUAAGGAAUUAUUCCCUCUCCCCUUAUUGAUCGCCCCUUUAAGAAGCCUUUCGCUUCCAUACCCCCUGUCAGUGUGUCCAGAUAAAAUAGACCGCUCGUCAUCUUGUCUACUCGUAAGAGGGAAAUUUUGCUGAUGCAGUAAUGUCUGGAAAUGGUAUGGUUCGCUUUUGCCCCCUUAAUGUAUCUCCCGCCUGAGCUGAGCUGCAGCAUUAGAAUUUCUCAUGCAGUAUAAGCCAUUUACACCAAGGUGCCGCCGCACGAGCAUGAGCGGAGGGAGGACGUUGCGGCUUCAUGUUUUCUUUUAGCCUUUUUUCCGCUUAUUGUCUUUUAGCCCUCAUUUAAACUGAAUGUGAAGCUUUGUAAUACACGUCAAAGCCAUAUUUCUUCCAUUAUAGCAUCGCGUGCGAAUGUCGUGAAUCAUUUCCGUUAUGGAUGUGACAUUUAUGGAGCGCAACCGAACAUUUUGAAAGUGAGAAGAUGUGAAGAAGCUUUAACAAGGGCAUUUUCUACAACAAAAGGGAAUCGAGGGUGCAUUACUGACAGGAGACUGCCGGCAGAAGACGCAUUCCUUCAGUAGCGAGAGGCAGCCGUAGUGGAUGCAGCGGAAAGGAGCGAUGGUCGAAUCAGUGACAACCGCAGUGGGGCCACACUGAGGAGAGAUCAAGUUAUACCCUAUACCCGGGGACCGAGAUAGAUUUAAGGAUCUGGAAUCAGAGAAAAGGAAGGAAAGCGACGCCUUGGGAGGGCAAUUGGAUGUCUACUCAAUUAAAUUAACUCCUGCGGAGCUCCAACUUUGACCUGCAGGAUGACAGUCGUGGCUGGGGACAACAUGGACGAGACCUCUGCCGUGCCGGGACAUCCGCAGGACACAUACCCCCCUGACCACGAUGAUCAUGAAUGCUGCGAACGAGUGGUCAUCAAUAUAGCGGGGCUGCGCUUCGAGACCCAGCUCAAAACUCUCGCCCAGUUCCCAGAGACUCUCUUAGGUAACCCAAAGAAACGGAUGCGGUAUUUCGAUCCCUUGAGAAACGAGUACUUCUUUGACAGAAAUCGUCCGAGCUUUGAUGCCAUCCUCUACUACUAUCAGUCUGGUGGAAGACUGAGAAGGCCGGCAAACGUCCCAUUGGAUAUGUUCUCGGAAGAAAUUAAGUUCUAUGAACUUGGGGUCGAGGCGAUGGAGAAGUUUCGUGAAGAUGAGGGCUUCAUCCGCGAGGAAGAGCGGCCCUUACCAGAGAAGGAGUUUCAGCGGCAAAUCUGGCUUCUGUUCGAGCAUCCCGAGAGCUCGGGGCCGGCCAGAGGCAUUGCUAUCGUAUCAGUAAUGGUCAUUUUAAUUUCCAUUGUCAUUUUCUGUUUGGAGACUUUACCUGAACUGAAAGAGGACCCUGCAGGGCGUAUACAGACUAUUGGCAACACCACCUUCUACUACAAACCAAACAUCCUGACUGAUCCCUUCUUCAUUAUAGAGACCCUCUGUAUCAUCUGGUUUUCAUUUGAAUUGAUAGUGCGCUUCUUUGCUUGCCCAAGCAAAGCGGCCUUCUUUAAGAAUAUGAUGAACACCAUUGACAUCGUGGCCAUCAUCCCCUACUUCAUCACGCUGGGCACAGAGUUAGCGGAGGAGGCGGACGGAAAGGAGGGAAAGGGCGAGCAGGCAACAUCACUGGCCAUCCUCAGGGUGAUCCGUCUGGUCAGGGUGUUCAGGAUCUUUAAGCUAUCAAGGCACUCCAAAGGCCUUCAGAUUUUGGGGCAGACCCUCAAAGCCAGUAUGCGAGAGCUUGGAUUGCUUAUUUUCUUCCUCUUCAUUGGCGUCAUAUUGUUCUCCAGUGCUGUGUAUUUCGCAGAGGCCGAGGAAAAAGAGUCGUACUUCAGCAGCAUCCCGGAUGCGUUCUGGUGGGCGGUUGUGUCGAUGACUACCGUAGGCUACGGGGACAUGGUGCCAGUGACUAUAGGGGGCAAGAUCGUGGGUUCCCUGUGCGCCAUCGCCGGUGUGCUGACCAUCGCCCUCCCCGUGCCUGUCAUCGUGUCCAACUUCAACUACUUCUACCAUAGAGAAACCGAGGGAGAGGAGCAAGCCCAACUCCUCAAUGUGAGCAACCCGAACAUCGCAUCCGAUUCCGACUCCAGUCGUCGCAGCUCCUCGACCGUCAGCAAGUCCGAGUACAUGGAGAUAGACGGAGACAUAAACAACAGCAUCGACAACUUCAGAGAGGCCAACCUCAGAACUGGCAACUGCACUAUCACUAAUCAGAACUGUGUGAACAAAAGUAAGCUGCUAACCGAUGUCUAGAGACACAGUAGAAAUCUCAGUCAAGUACUGACUGGUCACAUAUGAAUGCUUACUUUACCUCCUCUCGUGAGCCCUUGCAAUGCGAAUAUCUCUACAAUGCAGACGAAAGAAAAAUACUACACCAAAACAUAUAGAACAUAACUGCAGAAAAUGAGGCAGAUGAUACUUAGUCUAAUACAUUUCCAAAGAGGAUGAUUCAGAAAAAAAGCCUCCACGAGCACCUAGCUAACGUCCACAGGCAUUGAAGGACUCUCGACGACAGGAUUACUAAAAACUCACGCAUGGACUGCAGACUACAUUUCAGCAAGCUGCACAUUGCAUCCAGGAAAAGUGCAUAAAAGACCAAGUGCAGUGUUCGGUGGACGCCUCGUCCGUAGGUGGUCUUCCCCAACUGACCAGCAAAGCACCUUAUAUGAACAGACUUAUCUUCUGCUGGGAUGCUACGGAGGCCAAGGUCAUCGCCUCAUGGACAUCCGCAUUGCUGCUAUUUUCCAGCAGAUGCUGUAAUUUAGAUAUCACCAAGUGAUUUAAUGCCAUGCCCUUUAGAUAUAAGACAGCACAAUGCCGAAAGAGGAGCCUCAUAGUUAGCAUGUUUAGAUUAUCCUCGUUUUGAUAUUGGCAUGCGUCGGACAUUACCUCAUGACGAUAGGACAUCUGUUCCUGUUUUGCUUUUCUUUUGCAUUCGGUUCCAUCAGCUCCCUCUCUCCAUCAACCUCCUUAUUUGUCGCCAUGAAAAGUGCACUAGUGUGUCAUGAUUUGAGAUGCUUAUCAUUUAGGUGUAUUUAAAGACUGAAUGUUUAACCUUACGGGAAACAGAAUCUUAAUGAUAUCAUAGCAUGUCAAAAGAACCUGCAUUAUGGCCUACUCAACUAAGGUACUGUGUAUCCUAGUAUAUUUAAUGCAUGACAUCGGUAUAACAGCUUGUUGCAAUUGAGAUACCUCAUAAGGGUGUCGUUGUUACAAUCAGGGAAACUAGGGACGUCAAUUCCUUGACAUUUUCUGAAAUGUGACAAAAUAUAUAUGCAAGCCCCAACGCUGGGAUGCAAACUUUUCAAUCUAAAAAGUAGUCAAAGACACAGAAAAAGAACUAUCAAGAUACUAUCAAAUGCAUAUACUCAUACUAAGCGCACCUGUUAAAAAAAUAAUAAUAAUAUUGUAACUUAAAUAGUGCAGUGCAUGGGCAUUCUCUCUCUCCUUGAGAAGAAAAAAAAGAAAAAAAGAAAACUAUGGGCAAUUAUACUUCACGCUUCCAUUUUGCGAUCAAAUUUAGGAUUUACGAUAUCAAAAAUCGCUUAAUUUAUCUUAGCAGGAUGCAAAAGAGAACAUGGCAGAAUUUCUCAUAUUAGUUGCUAGUGCCUUUGACCCUAUCAGCAACCGGACAGGUGAAAGUGCCUCAGAGUAACUGGAGUUUUAGGCAGGGCAAGGGAACAAUAUCUGCUCUGGAACUGUCAUAAUGUAUGUCGAGGCUGGUCAUUACAGUGUAUUCGGAGUGCUUUUCAUUUCCGUUGUCGUUUUGUUGAACGUGACACAUGGUUGUCAGGCACAAACUCAAACAUUUUCUGUGUUUUCAUAUGACAGCUGAGCUUGAGUAUGAAAUCAGACCUAUAUGACUUUUCACAUGACAGGACCUUUCAGAGUUUUCGAUCUGCCUUUCGUUGUGGUUUUGAUUAUGUUGUGCCAUAAUAAAGAGUCUACCUCAGUGAGGUCGCCGCACAGCUCACUGCAGAGCAGAACACGAGAUACAUAACAGCCGGUGAAGUGUGAUGAUACGUCAGAAAUAAUACACUUAGUGUGCCCUAGAAUUAGCCUUUUUUUCAAGCACUUACAACAAACGCAACAAUGCGACCGUCCCUGACCCCUUGUAUCUGUAACGCUCCAUUGCUAAGCACAAUCAACAUUCACUUUGGUUCUGUUGUACGGUUUAGUCCUUUUUAAAAAGAGCGAGAUCUGGGAAGAGACAACAGCACAGACUUUCCUAUACCACAGGGUACAAAGCAGAUUCUCAAAAAGACUUUCAAAUUAAGACUAUGGUGUAUUAAGCCUGUAUAUUAUAAUGACCAAAUCCGAACGCAGACCUAACUGAUUUAUCGAGUUCAGUGUGAAAUGCAUAGAGCGCAAGUUUUUCUUUUUUCUUGAUAAUUAAAAAAACGCUUUAAAAUAGCCACGAUUAAAUUAGUCUUUUUCGUUUCACAAACACAAGCAAGUCUGCUAGACCAGCUCGUAAACAAGUUGCCUAAUCAUGUGACCUUUAUUGAUCCGUGAGGUGUGAUUGUAAUCAAAGGCAAACAGCGGUAUUUUUCCUUGGGCAGUUUCCUAUAACACUAACGUGGGUUUAGUCGCCUCUGUGUCAGGAAGAAGUAUUCAGGGUUUUAUUAAUGGUUUUUUUUUUUUUGAAUUCAUAAAGAUGGGCUUAGCAAACAAAACAAAUCAAAUCAUCGUGUUACUUUUUACCUAGAAUUACCAGGCUACAAAUCAUUUUAUCACAACAAUUUCAUUUGAUAAUGUAAAUGAAACAAUGAUGAAAUAAGGACGAACUGUUUCCACUGGGCAUGUGAGUGGUGAUCAAACCCUAUGGUGCUAUGCAUAAUCCUAUAUUUAAUAACUACACCAUAAAUCAUAGCAAUAGGGAUUAAGUGUAUUACAGGACUGCUCCAGAAUGCUUAUUUUGAUAUUUACCAAGGGCUGUGGCAAGCAAACUUUUUAUAAGAAUAGAGAUUUAAACCUAUUAUAAUGCAAGAGGACAAACUAUUUCCACCAAUGAUAAUGUGUUAGUUGGCAAAAUUACGUUUUCAUGUACUUUACGUUGAGAGACUAUAACAGAAAUUUUCCCUCUUGAAGCAGAUUGUGUUAGUACUGUAGUACUAAGAAGUUUAUUUUGCCUCUGAUAUGAGGUGAGCAACAUUUAAAAAGGAGGUAGGUCUUUUAUCAGUUGAAUCUGUAAAGGUGUAAAUCCAUAACGUGCUACGUGUUAUUCAUUUUUACGUAUUUAUUUGGAGUUUUGCAUCGCUCGGAAUUUCCUAACAACAAGCUGAAACCUUAUUUCAAGAAGGGAUAAAAGUUCAAAUACACUGUAGUGGAAUAAUAAUAAAAAAAAAUAAACGAAUGACGUGCCAUCAUAACCCGAUGUGAAAGGUAGUUGUCGGAAAACGAGGAACCCUAGGUGUGCUCCCAGGUUGUGGCCUUUUGGAGGAUGUUGCAGACAUACUUAUUUUCUUCACCUGCGUGGCCUCGUCUAGCUAUAUUACCAUGUUAUGUCCAUGUGGCACUAUAGUUAACUGUGCUAUAACAAACCCAUGCCCUUGAUAAAACUACAGUAGACUCACAAACGAGUCCAUAAGACAAGCCAUUACAAAUAUAUAGGAAGAUUAUAGCUUGUAUUAUCGAUAUCAUGAAAUAAAAUAAUGGCAUUAGCAUCGAAAAUGUACUGUACGUUGUACUUUUUUAGUAAUAACCUUAACUCCAUACCGCCAUACCAAACCAAAACUCGACAGCAACCUAGCAAUUGCAAAAAUCUGCAUGGUGUAUGGAAGACUGCAUGAGCUUAGCCUUUCAAAACUGAGGAUCAACUAUAUUCUGGUUGCAUCAUUUUUUUAAGCCCUUGCUGUCAUUUGUUCCUAAAGCCAUCUUCAUUAUUUAUACGCCAACGUUAUUUCUGUUCCCUUUUGUUUGGGAAAAGUUCUUUAAUCCGUCAAACUCCACUGAUCAGAUUUCCGUAUUCAGUUUAAUUAUUUAUUUUGGCUUCAUUUGAGAUUUUGCUGUUUGCUUUCAGGAUGCUGAAUGAAACAAGUCAUGGAUUAUAAUGUCGUGGAAUGAUGCAUUUGACAAAACAUACCCAAACUAGAGUCCAUACAGCCAUUACUGACCAUCUCAGCUACAUGUUUAUGUUAGACAGAUGAUGACUCCAUGUUAAUGGUUGUUCCAUGUACAUCUGGUCAAACUGUUCAUGUCCUCUUAACAUGUUUCUGUACGUUUUUUUUUUUAAUCUUUGUUAUGCUAAGUUCUUUUUUUAAUGUUGUCGUACAUUGACAAAGGCAUGGUCUGUGAUCUAUGCAAGGGUUCUUUUGUUUCUUAUGUCAAAUAUGAUUUGAUCAUACAUCUAAAUCAAUAAAUUUUUAAUUAUCAGC